AUGCUAGCGCUCUGCCGUCGGGCUGCGUUGUCGGAGGUGGCCUCUCCUUCAUGGAGAGCGGCUCUGCAACACAUAGGACUUGAGUACCCAACACAGCAUGGAUUAAAUCAAAGCAUCCGGGGAGUGGCAAAGCAGGCCACAGAGGUCCGCCCUGGGGCCGUCCUGGAGCUGAAUGGGAAGCUGUUGCAGGUGGUGCGAAGCACCCACGUAAACGCCGGGCGCCAGCUGGGCAAUAUCUCCAUGGAGCUCCGGGACCUGGCCAGCGGCGCCAAGCACCCCGCCAAGUUCCGCCCCUCGGAGAGCGUGGAGGUGGUGCACCUGGAGAGCAGGCGGUACACGUGCCUGUAUCGCGAGGGCAGCCUACUGCACGCCAUGGAUGCCGCCACGUACGAGCAGGUGGCAGUGGAGGCCAGCCUGUUUGACCCGGGCUCGGCCUACCUGGUGGAGGGCAUGGAGGUCAGCAUGGCUUUCCACGACGGCCGGCCCAUCGUGGGCGAGGUGCCCGCCACCGUGACCCUGGAGGUGAGGGAGGCGGCCCCGACCAUGAGGGGCGAGACCGCGGCGCCGUCCUACAAGCCCGCAGUGCUCGAAAAUGGGGUCAGGAUCACGGUGCCCCCCUUUGUGGUGGCCGGGGACAAGGUGGUGGUCGACACACGGGAGGGGACCUUUGUGAAGCGGGCGUGA
This is a messenger RNA of Auxenochlorella protothecoides, 684 nucleotides long. RefSeq names its product Elongation factor P. Gene Ontology annotation, biological process: translational elongation; peptide biosynthetic process. Bases 1 to 684 code for a protein of 227 amino acids. The record is from RefSeq and is a predicted model, not a curated record. Gene Ontology annotation, molecular function: translation elongation factor activity. The transcript is spliced from 3 exons. Lineage: Eukaryota; Viridiplantae; Chlorophyta; Trebouxiophyceae; Chlorellales; Chlorellaceae. Gene Ontology annotation, cellular component: cytoplasm.